Drosophila sulfurigaster albostrigata is the source of this 653-nucleotide messenger RNA. RefSeq lists its product as uncharacterized. Bases 82 to 582 code for a protein of 166 amino acids. The transcript is spliced from 2 exons. Lineage: Eukaryota; Metazoa; Arthropoda; Insecta; Diptera; Drosophilidae. The record is from RefSeq and is a predicted model, not a curated record.
UAGCUCAGAUCGCGACAGUCACUCGUUGGACGUUAAACUGUUUGCACCUAUGCCACUGAUAUUUGUAUUUGAUCAAGCAAAAUGUGCAAGGCAUUCAUUUAUAUUGUUUACAUAGCCCUAUGCAGUGGCUAUAUAUUUGGAUUAAACGCCCAGGAAGAUGACAGUUUAAACUUCAAAAACUGCACCGUACUCAUGGAGUGCCCGGAUAACGCCAUUUGCACCAGAGUAAACGCCCAUUUGCAAUGUGUCUGCUGGCAAGGAUAUCAUCAGAAUCCCGAAUGGCGACCAGGUGGCUUCGAUACCACAGAAGCGGACUAUUGUGCAAAGGGAGCGGCGAAUAAAACAGUUGUUUACAAUCGCCCGCCUGCCAGGAAGGCAGAUCUAGCUGUUGCUAUUGUCUUAGUAUUAUUUGGUGUCAUUGUAGUCACCGUGAUAGUUUAUUGCCUGGUUGUUAUGCGACCCAUAAAACGCACCCAGGCUGUUUAUCAUCGUAUUCAAGUGCGGCGCAAAAAUCACCGCCGACUGGAAGAAUUUGACGAUAUUGACAUGACUUUUCGCAAUGGUAUCGCUGAUCUAUCAUAACAGGCAAAUACUUAAGAAGAGCUCCAAGACUGUAAACUACCAAAAAUAUAUUAUUUACAUACAAAGAUUUA